CUGGUUAAAAUAUCAUUUAGGGGAUUACGGUCUACAUAUUCCUGCAAUUCCUUUAUUUUGUGAUAAUACCAGCACCAUAUGUAUGACUAAAAACCCAGUGCAGCAUUCACGGACAAAACACAUUGAGAUCAAAUACCAUUUCAUCCGAGAAUUGGUGGACAAUCAGGUUAUUUCGCUCAAUUACAUUCCUACAGAGUAUCAGCUAGCUGAUUUGUUUACUAAGCCUCUGUCAACUGACCGGUUUGUGGUUCUGUGUUAUGAUAUUGGACUUAGAUCUCCAGAAAAUCUUAGAGAUUUUCUUGCAGACUGAGUCUUGCCUUUCUUUGAUUUAUUUGCUUUCCUUGUUUAUGUUAUCUUUCUUGCUCUAUUUACUUUCUGCACCUUUCCUUCGUGAUUUUUAUUUCCUUAUUCUCUGAGGGCCUGUGUGUCGACUCCUAUUCCUUGCUCUAUUUAUACCUCUUGAAUUUGUGAGCUAUGUCAUUCUGCCCUAGCCCCUCGUAGCAACUUUGUAUCUGUGUCUCCCUAAAAUCAUGAAUCGAGUCUUCGCCCAUACCUAUACUGGCUCCCUGUUCUCAGAUCCAGUUUCGCUGAGUCGUCAUCGUCAUACCCUUUUUUAUGAGGACCGACCCAUAGCCACCCCGAUUCAUGUCCAUAUUCCUGACUUAGUGGAUUAUGGCCUUGAUGUCCGGGGAUUCAUCCACAAUCUGGGAUGGUAUUUCCUCCUGGAGGACCCUCCAACCCUUAUUUGUCCAGAGCUAGUGCGGUUCUUUUAUUCAAAUCUUCGAUCUUUUGGUCUUCAUGGUCGUAGUUUUUCCACUGUGGUCUAUGGUCAUCAGGUGACUAUUCCUGUCUCUGAUUUGGCUCGGCUUCUGAAUAUUCCUCCCAUUGAUGAAUCUCUCACUCAUGAGUCAGAACUGUGGCGCUUUAACUUCAAUAUUGCUGCCGAAUUCAUUCAGUUGACUGGUAUUCACCCUGGUCCUGCAACCUUUCUUCCUGUCUCUUCGGUUUUACCUAGUCUGCGAGCCUUUCAUUUUGUUAUCUCCAUGAUUCUGAUCCCUCGCACUCAAUCUCUCAACGUCAUUCUUCCUCUUGAUCCGUGGAUUAUGGCUCAUGCUAUUUCCAACGUUCCUCUGGAUUUCUCUUAUCUUCUCUUCGGUGUCUUUAUGAUAUAUGGAGAUACUAGUUAUCCUGGUCCCCUUCCCUUUGGUCCUACAAUCACCCAACUUGUUAUUCGACUUGGCAUUCCUACCUCCUCCUUCCGCACUGAACUUAGUGCUCGAUUCCUAUCCAUCGAUCAAGUUCUUGACCAGUUGGAGCUUGCAAACGAGGGGGAGAUGGCUGCUGAUGAAUCUGAAGGGGAGAUGGCUGCUGAUGAACCUGAAGAGGAGGAUGCUGACAUGAUCAACGACGUAGAUGCUGUGCCUGAAGCAAUUCCUGAAGAAAAUCCUGUGGCAGGAGAAGAUGUGGAGAAUGUCAUUGAAGAUCUGGAUGAUCUUGAUGGUGACUCUCUCGAUCAGUUCGCUGCAGCACUAGCCUUUGCUGAAGAGGGUUUUUACGUUGCUGCUGCUGCUGUAGCACCUGGUGGGCUAUCUGGAGGUUUGGUAGACUACAGCUCGGAUGAUGAGUCAGUUUAGGGGGAGAACUGUUUAGAGGGAGAACUGUUUGAGAUUAACUUUCUUCUUGGGGGAGCUCUUGUCUCCAUAUGUUUACUGUUAGCUCUUUUGACUUGCUUGAUCUGGUUUGUUGGAUGCUUUAUUGUUUUGUUGGAUCUGGUUUGUUGGAUGCUUUGAAUUGCUGGAUCAAGUUUGCGAGAUGCUAGUUCGUUUUCUUUGUGUUGCUCUUGUGGUUUGUUGUGCUUUUGUGUUUUACCUCUUUUUGCAGGAUUUAUAUCAUUUGCAAGCUCUGAUCUAGGGGGAGAUUGUUGGACGAGAUCAGAGCUAAUCAUACAAGGAAAGCCUGCAAUUUUUGGUAAUUCCUUGCUACAUCAAAGCUAAUCACCAACGGCCCUCUUCUCCAACGAUCUGCUAGAGGAGGAUUAUAUAAACGCUGGUUUGCGGUCCAUUCAAGUAGGCUUUUGAGUUUCUGAGAUUGGUGGUAGAGGGCUAGUUCAUCAGAACAAAAGAGUGAUCAUCUCCAGGGGUAUAGGUUCUGUGAGAGUGGCUGAAGUAUACAGAGUUUGGGUUAAACUCUGGUGGUUUCAUUGAGUCUUCUUGUCUUGUAAUUGUGUCAUUAAAACAUAUAAAUAUAGUGUCUCUCGGUAGUAGUGUGUACUAUUACCGAGACGAGGACGUAGCCAUUAUUGGUGAACCUCGUUAAAUCGCUGCGUUCUUUUCUUCUUGCUUUGAUUUCGUUACCUCUGCUGCUUGACUCUGUUCUUCUUCCUCUGCAUUCCAGAAAGAAGAAUAGCUUCUGUUAUUUCAGGCUUAGGCUGCCUGCAAGCCCAUUUCGACGCUUAUUUCAGUUCUCCAUUUUUUUGGGCUUUGCGUUUUAAUCUUGGCCCAUUCUCGAGUAAGAAGAAGAAGAGCAGAAGCGCUUUCUAGUUCUGUCAUUCUCUUCUUCCUCUUUUCGACUAUCGCGUUUCCUUCCAACCUCUCAAAUCCCUAAUAAAAAAAAUCCUUUUUUCAAAACCCUAUUUCCAAAUCGAUCUUCACUUAUGCUAUGUCGUUUUUGCCACUACUUGGUUGUACGUUUGCUUUUCUGCCAAACUUGCUAUUGUUUCCUUUUCAAGCAAACAAACAACUUGUAGCAGCUGGUUCUCUUCUUCUGUAAUGGUUUCUCUAUAAGAGCCAAAUCUAAUCAAUGAGAAAGGCUUCAAGCCUUAGGGUUUAAAUCUUUGUUAAAUGCACACUUACUUCAAUAAAACAGAAAACGAUGUUACUCGGUUCACACCUUUUCAAACACCUUUUGAACGGGGGUGUUCAAUGCAUACAUCCAAGGAUCUACUUACUGUUUACCUACGAUCCUAUGAAGAUUCUUUGGAUCCUCUUUCUUUUAUCACUUAGGAGCCGUGCGAGAUGAAAGUCUCAUGCAUGGUAUCAUACACCAAACAACUUGGAUGGUAUCCAUGUUGACUAAGAAAAUCAUUCAUGGAUGGUAACCAGAUUAGAUGGUCAUCACCAUCACAAAACAUGGACGACACCAUCCAUUUAAUAGUUGGGAUAGUGUCCAUGAUAUGGGAUGAUACCAUGCAUCCCUUUGGGGUUGGAUAGUAUACAUGUUAUUGGAUGACACCAUCCAAUUAGAAGUUGUAUGGUGUCCAAAAUGAAUGGGAUGGUACCAUCCAUAAUAGGGUUUGGAUGAUAACCAUGAUGUUGGACAAUACCAUCCAUAAUAGGGUUGGAUAAGGUGUCUAUGGUGUUGGACGGUACCAUCCAAAAUAGGGUUUGUAUGGUAUCCAUGAUGUUGGACGAUAUCAUCCAUAAUAGGGUUGGAGGAUGUUCGUGGUUGAUACAUUAACCAUUUUGGAUGAUUACCUUAUAUCGAGCUACCAUCCGCCAUUCCUAUUGCCCGACUUGAUAAAUUGGACCAUACAAAUACACAUGGACCAACUACUUAAAGUGACAAUAUUGUUCAUACAAGAUUUAUUUUGGUGUAAAACUCAAUCGAAUUACUAACCAAUCAAGUAUUAGUCUUCUUCGGUUUGGCAUCCCAUUCAAUUCGGUCAGGUCAAAUUUCUCGAAUCGAAUGACUACUCCUAUCAUCAAUUAUUGGCUUCAAGACUUCUCUCCAUCUGUCUUAUGUGCUUACAGCUUAUGUUCCGUCAUAUACUGCCCAUGAAUGGGGAACCAGUGGUGUCCAGUACUGCAGUUCCUUGAGCACUGAGAAGGCUGGUUAAAUUCCAAUUAUAAAACAUUAAGAAGCUCCAAUUGGAAACAAGUAGGCCUAUUAGCUCAGUUGGUUAGAGCGUCGUGCUAAUAACGCGAAGGUCACAGGUUCGAGACCUGUAUGGGCCAUUUAUUUUGCGACUAUUUUUCGUUGUUUUGUAGCUUCUCCUUGCUGUUUGAGCGGGCUAACCGCGCUUAUUAUGGACCAUAGACGCUUACAUGGGCUAUUGUGCCCGGGCUGGGCUAUAUAAUGGAGACUGAUAUUUGUUGCCCUCUAUGUGUGCUGUGGGGCGUGGGCCGUUUAAUCGUUCUUUUUAGAGAAACCCAUUUAAUGGAUGUCAUCAAAUUUUGGAGCAAAUUGCAAGUUGAUCACCCAACUUUAUUUUUUAGCAAACAUUUUACUAGCUCACAAAACUCUGGCUUAAUUAACUUAGGGAAAGUUGAUCUACACCCUCCAUCCAAAUCGCAAGGAAGAUUCAUACGCUCACGAUGGCAUGUUCCCUCUUAACCAAGCUUACAGGACUUGCUCAUUUCGCAACCUCCCUUCACACACAUGUUGGUCAAAUGUUUGUUUAUGUGCACGUUUCUUAUAAGUAACCUCUAUAACAGGAGGUGGCAGUUUCUGCAACUGCAAGCAUUGGGGUUUCGACAUUUCGCAGUCAUUCACGAGCAGCAUAAUAGAUUGUCGUGAGCAUGAAGACUGCAUUAACUCGUGAUCACAUUACCAAUUAAAUGGAACGAUAAUCAAGCAUUCAAUGUAAAAGUGGCUUAUACCUUUAAUGAAUUCAUAAACCAAUGAAGUAAUUGAGACAUAGUAGAACAUCAUGCGUACAGAUAGUACACACAUGCACGCAGGUGUAAGAAUUUUUUGAGACCGGUUAAACUUUUACAUCUACUUCAAUAAACUCGAGCAAUAGGGGGGGAAAAUGCUAACCAAAUCCAUUGAUAUCCCAAGUACAUGAGAUAUGAGCCAAAGAUGUACUAAAGAAUUACAUCCUCUAGGAAACCUCUACACAUUUCGCAUCAUCAUCUUCCAUCUCCAAGACAGAUUCUGAGCCCUUUAUUUGGCCCACCACAAUUUCCAAUUAUUUGAGAUCAGACAUGGGCCAAAUAAAAUGGGGCCGUUAUAUGUGAACGUGAGCCAGAGGGAGGUGGGGUUGUAUCCAGGCAAAAAAGUCUAAAAUGGCCCGGCCCAGAUUCAACAGCGGCAGACCUGAGACGUGUAAUAUUUGAAAUGCAUUUUGUCACAACUCACAAACAUCAUCCUUACAACCUCUAACGAUCUCAUAACUCAUAAGUCAUAACCAGUUUCAACGAAAUAAAUGAAAAUGAAAAUG
Linum trigynum is the source of this 5161-nucleotide messenger RNA. The record is from the annotation of a GenBank genome assembly. Lineage: Eukaryota; Viridiplantae; Streptophyta; Magnoliopsida; Malpighiales; Linaceae.